CAGCUGUCGAUGUGUGAAAUUUUCGUUUUAGAAUUUCUUAAUUAAAUUAAACAAGAAAUUCGUGAAAAAUGAGUGAUAGUGAGUCGGACAGCAACGCAAAACAAGCGAAAUGCAGUGGWGCAAAAUUUAAACUAAAAAAGUUUGGCGAAAUUGAAAAACUAGAGUCCGGCGAACUAUGCGCCUACAUAUCUGAGCUGCAUGAACUGCUCAUAAAAAAAGACAAUAAAAUAAAAAAGUACAAAGACAAAUAUAAAGAAAUCUUGAGACAAUUAAACAACGAGAAAGAAAAUAGCAACUCCGAUAAACCCAUUAAUUCCUCAAGUAUUGAGACUAAUUCCCCCGCCCCCAUAGAUGAAAAACGAGCCGUAGAUAAUGCAGCUGCUAUUACCGUAGACAAUUUUGUGGAUGAUAUUCGUCGUGCCGCCGAACAGGCGCAAAAUUUGAAUGGUUUCGUCUAUGAGCCCACAUCCGGUCUGUACUAUGAUCAGAAGACCGGCUACUAUUAUAAUGCGGAAUAUGGUCUCUAUUACGAUGGCAAUAACGGCUGUUAUUACAACUACAAUCAAGAGAAAAAUGUUUUUGAGUUUCAUUCGCAAGUUCAAGCACAGCAAAUUCAGAAAGCUGCAGAGCGCAACAACGCCAGUGAUAAAGAUGUGCUAACGAAUUAUGAUGAUUUCGAUGCGGACGAGUUGGUGGCGUUCGACGAGUUCGGCGGCGUCAUAACCGAUCAAGAGCGACUGCGUAAAAUCAAAGAGGAGCGACGCCAAGAGCAAAAAGACGAACGCAUUUGGCGUAAAAAGAAMAAAUCGAAGAGCAUAAAGGCGGCCAAGAGCGAGAAGCUUGCCAAAUCUAAGAAGCGCAAACAUAAAUCGAAGAAGCGUAAACGCGCACGUAAACACAAGCAUGCGUCGAGUGAUUCCUCGUCCACUGCUGAUGAGAGUGAUGAACGUGAUGAACAGCCAAGCAAUAGGAAGAGUAAGAAGCGUGCGCGCAGGCGCAAGUCGUGUGACGUUGAGGACGGUGAGUUGUCUGAGUCCAGCAGCAGCAGCGACAGCAGCGGAAAUGAGAGCGAUAGUGAGGAUAGCCGUAGCAGUGGUGAUGUUGAUAGGCAUGCAGAGGGGAAGGAGGGCAAGGGAGUUGCUACUUUUGCUAGCGGUGGGCGCUUUCAAGAUAUAGCCAAAAAGUAUCCGCCUUCACUGCGCAUCAUUGUGCAGGAAAGCAAUUUGGAGGCUCUCAAGGUGGGUAGUCUGAGUUUAAUCACAUAUAAGGGCGGCAGUUUAGGUCGCGAAGGCAACCACGACGUCAUAAUACCGGAUUUGAAUGUGUCCAAGCUACACAUGAGAUUCCACUACGAUCAUAAGCAGAGUAUUUACAAGUGCACCGAUCUGGGCUCACGUAACGGCACCGUGCUGAACGGCACACGCAUGUCAGCUUCCAAGCAAGAGAGCACCGAGUAUGAUUUGGUGCACGGCAGCGUCUUGCAGAUCGGUCAAACGAAGCUGUUGUGUCACGUGCACGAGGGUAAYAGCACUUGCGGCUUGUGUGAGCCGGGCUUAUUGAUUGAGACGGCACGUGAAAGCAGCGCCACGGCAGGCAAUACAAUAGUGCUAACGCAUCGCGAACAGCUGAAGAAGCUGCAGAAGAAGUAUGGCUUGGAGAAAGAGAAAUUUGUGGAGGGCAAACAGAACGUCGGUAGCUACAAUGAUCGUGCCGCAACGCGACGCAUACAAGUGGGCAGCUCAACGGAUGGCGAGAAAACGCAAGCCGCCUCCGUGAAUACUGAAAUAUCUUCCGACAAUAAGGGCUUCAAGAUGCUCUCCAAACUCGGCUGGAACAAGGGUGAGGCUUUGGGUAAAGCAAGUGAUGGCUCAGGACUCUUGGAACCGAUUAAUGUCGCAUCCAAUGAGGGUAAGACUGGUUUGGGUUGCGGUGCGGCUACAUCCGUUAGUGUUGCGCUUACCAACGCUGAUAAACGCAAGAUCGCGACUUGGAAGAAGACACAGGCACGCUACCAACAAACCGAUAUUUUCGAAGACAGCGRUAAUAGUUCGUAAUGCAUUUAUGUUCUUAAUAAUGUUUGUGGCUAUGUAGAAGUAUUUCUAAUAAUGGAACUACCUUCUUAUAAAAGUUGUUUUAAUGCAAAUACUUGUAUAUUA
Molecule: messenger RNA, 2156 nt
Organism: Bactrocera latifrons
Lineage: Eukaryota; Metazoa; Arthropoda; Insecta; Diptera; Tephritidae
Product: angiogenic factor with G patch and FHA domains 1
Exons: 11
Coding region: 69-2054 (661 amino acids)
Molecular function (GO): protein binding; nucleic acid binding
Source: RefSeq, a predicted model, not a curated record